This is a messenger RNA of Mercenaria mercenaria, 5635 nucleotides long. RefSeq lists its product as uncharacterized. The record is from RefSeq and is a predicted model, not a curated record. Bases 146 to 3787 code for a protein of 1213 amino acids. Lineage: Eukaryota; Metazoa; Mollusca; Bivalvia; Venerida; Veneridae. The transcript is spliced from 6 exons.
CAUAUUCUACCACUCUUGAGCCGCACCUGACAAUUUGUGUAACUGAUAUACGCAUUCACGACUUGUAAACAUGGCAGAAAUGAGUCCUGGACUGAAAUAGAAGAAACACGAUAGCCUAACAAGGUAAACUUUCUGAAACCUACCAAUGAUGGCACAUCAACGUCAUUUAGAGAAGGCAAAGUUCAGACAAUGGGUAAAGGCCGGACUUGGUUUGGAUUAUCUAAGAGAAGGGCUUUUGCCUUUUUGCGACGAAAUUGUAAAUCGACAUCAUACGGCCAUUUUAGAUGACAUAAAACAGAAAGUCAAUUUAUCGACCGUCACAUGUGGUCAUUGUACAGUGAAAACCCUUAAACCGGAUCAUGUUAAUGCUGGAUACAAACAAUGCCCAUUUGGUCAAGUAAACUGUAACUGUUGCUUUCCGUCAGCUAAAACUUCUUGUCCAAAUAACGUGUGUGGCGCGAUCUAUGACGCCAUAACAAAAAGUCAUGGGUCUACUCCACCAGCUCCGAACUGGAAAAACUCAAACACGGAGAAAUGGUGUACGGAUCCCUGGUCUAUAGCGAAAUGUUUUAUUAGCGCUCCUGGAUACGAUCAGAAGAUAACAGCUGCCGAUAUCGACUGUACAGGGAUAUUGCAUAUCAUAAUAAACAAUCAAUAUUUUCAUAACCACAUCAUGCAAUCGAUUGAUGGAAGUGAUCUGUUUUCAAAGGUCAGACAGCAUAGAAACAAGAUUUUCCACUCAAGUACAAUGGAGUUAGAGGAAAAUGAUGCAAACAGGUACAUAGAUGAAAUGAUAGCUGUUCUACAGGAUGGAAAGGAACUGAACAAUCGACAGGAUACCAAGAAUGCUGUAAAGAAACUCCAAGACUUGAAGAAAGACAAUUUUAUCGUCACAACAAAAAAUGAAGCAGAUGUUUGCAAAGCUGGCAUAGAAUCACUCAAUGCUAAGAUAGCUGUGUUAAGUGAAACACUAGAGAAUGCAGCUACGACUGAAGCCGUUCAAGACUUAGAAACGCGAGUUAAAACAUUGGAAGAAUAUAUGGCUGAAGUUAGAGAGGAAUUGAAAGACCUCAAAACCGACAGAGCUUCAAAGCAGGACUUAUAUGCUUACAUCAAGCGCAAAUUAGAAUAUCAGACAGAGUUGAUAUGCUACUACAAAAAAUAUAUGCUACAAGUGUCUGCAAUGCCGUUCGAGCCGGAGGAUAAGCACUGUAACUUUAACGACGUGUAUGUCCAACAAUGCAUGACUUCUGAGACAACAGAUAAUAGAAGAAGGUCAAAAGAGGUAAAAAUUUCAUCAAUGUCUGAUAUCUUCAAAAAAGACGGAAACUCUGUGAAAUCCAUCUUUGUACUCGGAGAUGCAGGAUCCGGGAAAACAUUUCUUUGCAAAAGUUUGAUAAACUACUGGUGUUUGGCACAUUCGGGAGAUCAGGAGAUUAAAGAUGAGUUCGAUGGAAUCGAGGAAAUGAAAAACUUUGAGUUUGUGUUUUAUAUUUCUCUUCGUCACUGUAAAGUCGAGGUCACAAUCAAGGAAAUGCUAAAAAAGCAAUACGAUAAUGAAUUUGUGGAAACUCUUUUACAUAAGGAAUCCGCUAGUAUUCUUAUUGUACUGGACGGUUUAGAUGAAUGGACUUCAACAUCUGCGUUAUCUAAUCAGUGUCUUCCAUUUGACCCUUUCAAAGAUUAUACUGUCCUAUUUACGUCAAGAUUAUGGCAUAUUAGGUACAGAAACAAGAUAAAACAAAAAAUUGUACUUACAGGGUUUGAUAACACAUCUGUAAAUAACAUGAUUGACAAAACUGUUCCGAUAUUAAAUGAUAUUUUUCAUAAAGAAGAAAAAUCAGAAAACUGCAAAAAUGAACUUGAUGAAUAUUCGUUCAAAGAUAUAAGGCAUAUACCGAUAAUGUUGCAACAACUGAUAUGCCUAUGGUUUGAUGGCAAACUUUAUGAAACUUCAAAAUGUGUUAUUUACACUAGAAUGUUGGAUCUUGUCUUUGUAUGGCAUGAUAAACAUUUUCCCACCGAUCCUUUAUUCAAAACAGUAAAGGAAAUAUCAGAGUCUUCUAGAGCUAUGGAAGAACUCCCUGACAUUUUUACUGAAUUAAGUACUGAGAUGUGCAUGUCAUACACAUAUCUUAUUCAGAUUAUGUCAGAGUUAGCGUAUGAAACAACGUUUAAUAAGAAACCGUCUUUGACAUUUGACCCAUCUACAUUUGAGCAACUGAAAAUGUCGGACAAAGCAAGGGACUGUUGUUUAAAGCUAGGGAUUUUAACUAAGGAAAUUCGCCCAAGUUUGUCUGCAAGUGAGUGUCAUAAACUUUCGUUCUCAUUUGUUCACACGUCAGUACAUGAGUUUCUAGCUGCUAUGUAUAUUGCCAUCAAAUUUAACUCGACAAAGAGAGGGAAAGCUAUUACCUCUGAAAUUUGUAGACAGUUUCUUAAAGAUGUCUUUAAGUGUAGGACUGUUGAUGACAUUUUUGAACAAGCAAAUAUAUUAAUCAUGCUUUGUGGUUUCGAACCUAAAAUAGCCUCAUCCUUGUCAAAAUAUGUUUAUGAUAUUUGUUCAAGUGAUGGACUUUUUCUAGAAUAUAGAGAAAACAUAGAAAAUCAAUCUACUCACUACAAACGUGUGUCAGAUAUCCAACAGUUUAUUCAAAACUCUAUGAAAGAAGUAGAGGUACGCAAAAAAGAUAUAAAGCCAAUGUUUUAUCUGGGUGAUAUUGUUGUGGACGAAAAUACAGUGGGCGGUUAUGUCUCUGCAAAUCUUGAUAAAGAGUACAUGUUUUCUGACACUGUCCUUUCGUUUAGAAUCAAUAUACAGAGUAAUGCCCAGUAUCUUGGAAAAAUAUUCAAAUAUAUACCAAAAUGUCGGCAACUUGAAGCAGUAUGCAUACAUUUGAGUGAUUAUUAUCCAGAUGAUAAUGACGAUAUUAACUAUGAUAUCUAUGAGAUAUUUGAUGUAAAUGCUUCAAAACUGAAAGCAGUGUCUCUUUCCUUCAAGUUUGAAAAUAAAUACGAUGCGAUAUCCAGAACAAUUAUCCGCCGGCUUCCCGACACAGAACAAUUGAUCGCAUUAAACAUGGAAGGUGUUAAUUUGACACAUACAAACUGCGACGUCCUGUGCACAUUCAUAUCUGGUACCAGUCGUCUCGAACAAAUAUCACUCAAAAUAAUGUGUGAAUGCAAAAAGCAGCACGAAUUAGAUGUGUCCCAGCAUAAAAAACUAAAGUAUCUUAACUUUGAUAAUCAGGUACUUGUGAAAUCUGCCAACGCUUCAAAUCUAGAGAGAUUUAAAUUCUCUGAUCUGAACAGAAGUAAUUUUAUGACAAUAUUUGGUAUUCUCAAAAGAUCAAACAAUCUCAGAGAGCUUGAAAUGGGACUUGCCUCUGGACCACUUGAAAGUGAAAGUAUCACAAGCGAUCUUGUCACACUGUUACAGUCACUGCGCCAGCUGUUUCAACUCAAAUUACGUAACUUUGCUUUUGUUAGCAGUAUAUUCAAUAGUUCUUCUGAGAUGGUCAAUUUGGAACAUAUUUACCUUUAUGAUGUACGAAUUAGUGAAGUUGCAUGGCGUGUGUUUGUUGACACUCUUUGUAAUAUUACACACCCUGUAAAUGUAAAUGCAUGGUGUUUGUGUAUUACACACGAUGAGAAGGGUUGUAGUAGCUCUGAAGUAGACAGGAAAUAUACAGCUGGAUUGCAGUAUGUUCGAGAAAAAGGGGAGUGUUUUAAUGUGGCAGAAGAAUCAAAUGAAUCGUUCAUUUUUUCAAGAAACGUUUGUCACUAAUUUUUAUUUAAGCAGUAGGCGAAUAUUUCACUAAGACAGAGAAAAAUUUAUGUUAGGAUUGCAUCACAAUUUACUUGUGAAACAUUAAAUAGUGCAUUUAAUUGCUCAGCAUACAAAUGACAGAAAUGAUAUGUGAAUGCCCAACAUAAACAAUGUAUUCAAAUCAUCAUGAAUCCCUUCUGUUAAGUUUUGCCCAUUCGCCGUCCAGCAUCGGAGAUAUUGUGUCCGACUUUUGUCAGAUAUCCGUCAGUAAUUUAUCAACAUUUUCUUUAAGUUGCACCGCCUCUGAAGCCAUGUAUUAUUGAAAUGGAUGAUCUUCGAAUAGGCUUUUACAGUUUUAUUUCAAAAUUAAUCAAACUGUUCUGCUCGGUUCGUCAACGAUGUUUUCGACAUACACAGCUACAAGUAUUUCUCGUCGAGAAAUGAAAUAUAUAACUAUCGAUGAACGUACUGUUUCAUACGUAAAUAAUUGUCAACUUAGUGUUUGUUAAGUGACACAAAAGGGAGACAAAUUACGCCAGGUGGGUUAAUGCCGAUAGUAUAAGUCUCAGCUAUUUCUAAGGCUCUAAAUGCUAUUUUUCAUAGUAAUUGUUUAAAUAUAAUGACGAUAAUGGAAACUAUUGACGUUUCCGGUUCCAUUGUAACUUAACGGAAUAUAAAAAUGUUUGUGCCAUUGUAAGAUAUAUAUAUAUGACAGUAUUAAUGUCUUGUUUUAUGAAAUUUCAAAGAAAUACUUCCAAAAAGUAAAAGUGUCUGUCUGCAAGUGACCUGUCAUAAGAUGUUAAAAAUGCAUAUGAUGGUGAGAUACAUUAUUGACAUGAAUAAAACAAUGUUGUAUGUUUUAUAAACGUUUGUACUCCAUUGAAUAUGAAUUUUUUUGUUUGUUAAUUUUUCUUUACCAUAAAUACCGUAUUUUUACUGCAAGUAUGAAAGUAGCAUGUAGUAAUGAAAUGGAGGUCUUUCAGCACGGAAACGAGAAUAAAAUAAAAGGAAGAGCGUUUUCUUCUUCCAAUCCACAUUCACAUUUAGAUGAAAUAUUAUGUGAAGAGCAAAUUAUAUUGCCUGUAUUUCUCAAUUUAAAAACAUCCAAUCCCCAUCUUCCACUAAGAUAGUGUUUUAGAUAUUUAUUUCAAACGAAGAAAAUCAUCCACAAAUGUAUUUAAUUUUAAUUGUGUAUGUAGAUCUGUAUCUUUAAUUAUAAAUAUAUAAAUCUGGUAUAAUAAUAAUAAUAAUAAUAAUAAUAAUAAUAAUGAUUAAGUGUCAAAAACCAACACCUGUUUGUUAAGAUAACGUCCAGUUUUUAUUGUGAUAGUACCCAUUUAUACCUAUUUCUAGACUGUAUGUCCUUAUAAUACAACACAGACAUAUACAAACACUAAUAAAUGCGUAUCUUUGGUAAUGGCAAAAUAUAAUUAUAAUGCCAUUUUUAUUUUUCGCAACAUGAUAUUACUACAAAUCUUAGGAAAAAGAAAAGCUGAAUUAGUUACUAAAACAAUAUAUGUAUAUAUUUAGUCAAGAAAAUUUGUAUGCAAUUGUAAGCACUGAUAUUGUCAUGUCACGCUCAAUAUUCUGGCCUUCGUUUUUCGAUAAGUAAUUAAUGACAUUUUUAACACUUACGAUAUUUGUUUCUGUUAGACAUGUAACGGAUUGCAGUAUUUUUUUUUGAUAAUUUUAUCAUAAACAUACUACCUUUUAUGUAAAAAUUAGUUGUUAAGCUAAAACCUUAUUAUAAUUCAAACUUCAUACAGUCUGUUUGACUUUUGUAUACGCAAUGAAAAGAUGAUGAGGCAACAAUAUAUAGCCGUUGUCUCCCCUGAUACCGAUUUUCUGUGAUACCGAUCCGGAGGU